Molecule: messenger RNA, 627 nt
Organism: Cyclospora cayetanensis
Lineage: Eukaryota; Apicomplexa; Conoidasida; Eucoccidiorida; Eimeriidae
Exons: 3
Coding region: 1-627 (208 amino acids)
Source: RefSeq, a predicted model, not a curated record
AUGAGUCUCCCGGCUCCUGUGAUUCAAGAAGCGAAGGAUUCGAAACCACUUGUACCGUGUUCGUCGUUAGACCCUGGAACAGUACACCUUGGAGAUUCCUGCUUGUCAGUGAGUACCGACCGAGUCUAUGUGAAAGUUAUGCUAAGGAGACUAGCCGCACUUAUCUCUGGAAACUUCAUUCCAACGCUUCGCUUGACGACAACAGGUUGUACUGGUGGAAAAGGGCGCGUCACGUGCUCAGCAGGGUCUACAGGUGUCGGAGGUAGAGCUUUUCUUUUCGCGCUCCCUUUUCCGCGGUUGGGAAAGCGUACAACUACAGGCUAUCCCCUUUGUGAGGAAUUGGACGCCUUUUCUUGUGGGAUCGGGUGUUCCUGCUGGAGCUCUUGCAGGGAGCAGCAAUGCAGCCCGUUGGCAUUUCCUCCGGGUAGGAUUCCAUUUCCCAAUACUACCGUUAUGCAUACUGCUCGAAAUGCAUCGAAACCUUCGAAUAUUGGGGCGCGCAUCCAUCUCAGGAUCUGUUGUACAAGAGAAUGUAAGUAUGACACUCGAAGGGGGCAUACACUCACCCUGUUGCAAUUUUUGCUGACAGGCGAAUCUGUACGUCGGCAUGCUAACCCCAAUCCAUAA